UUGUAUAAUAUUAGUUGAGGCGGUCCAGUCUGUUGGACCGACCUAUUAGUUGUGUGUUAAUUAUUUAUUUAAGGGCGGCCCAGUCUGUUGGGCCGGCCCAUUAUUCGUAUAUUUGCUAUUUAGGGCGGCCCAGUCUGUUGGGCCGGCCCAUUAAUCCGAAACCCUAACCCCAGCUCUUCUAUUUAUACUCCUCUUCUUGGAAGAGGAGGGGGAGGUUGGAAAGAGGGAGGCUCAAUACAACACCCACACUAUUCAUCAUCUUCCUCACACACUUCUCCUUCUUCCCUACCCUUGGAUUCCUUAAUCCAACAAUGGUGCUUUCAUUGAGAGAUCGAACGCAUCAAGCGUGCUCUCUUCUUCUUCUUUUUCAUUUUUUACUUUUCGUUGAUUUUUUCCGGAAGCCGUACUGUUCUUCAACCCAUCUCCAAAGCAUUUGUUUCAACGGAGUGGGGAUGAGGAGCGCCGUGAGUCCGUCCCUCAGAACGCCAGGGCUCCGGUAUUCGAGCCACAACUCCCGGCGCCGACCAUAACAGCUGGCCGACUGAAAAACUGCUGCAACUAAAGAGCAUCGUCGUAGAUCUGCCGUAAGUCCGUCGUCCCAAGACCCGAUUGACGACCACCGACCGGCGUCUGUCCCUUGCUCUUACUGGUGACGGUCCGCUAGCGGCGGUCACCGUACGGACGGGAUGAGCUGCGCGGUAUCCCUCCUCUGCGCGGCCAUCGACGAAGACCAGGGGCUCUGGGGCAGCUACAAGCUCUGGCGGUGGUGUGACAGCUCCAGCUCCGGCAAAGCUCCAUGAACCGCCACCAUUUCUGGCGGGUUUGGUCCGGGAAACGCAGGCCUGACGCCAUGGAUAGCAGGGGGCAUAUUAUUUCAGAUCUGAUUUUGGGUGAAGUAGUGGACGCCCAAGCUUUGGGGUACGCAAGUUUCACAGGAAGAAGCAAAUUGCAGGUCUAGAUGCCAGCUUUGAGUGCUUCAGACCUGCAUACUCGGGUUUUAAAGCUUGGACGAUAGCAAGAGAUGCCGAAAUUGCAAGUCUCAAUUGUAAGUCCUAAUUGGCAGGAGGACUUGACCAGUGCUCACUUCAAAGGACUUUUUGAUCCUGAUAAUGCAGAACAGCGACGAAGUGGUCUCAAAGGCGCUCCGAUCUGUCCACACUCCAAUUUGAGCUCCGGGUCUUGCUCCAAAAUCGCAGGUCUCAAAGACACCAUCAACAAACCAAAAUUCUCCAAAAACAGAGAAGCCGGAGUUGGGCGUGCCUCUGCCUCGACACUGCCGUUACGACUAGGCCGGCCUACCGGCUUGGCAGCCCUCGUUACAAGCUUUCAUGGGCGGCAAGCACGGAUGAUUUUGAAAGCCGAUUUUGAAAGCAUUUUAGACUUUAGAGUACUCCGCGGCGCAUUGAACCAUCGACAUGGGCCUGACGUUGGUUUGUGGCGCCUGAGUCGAGCUUGCUCGUCGGGUACGGCUGAAUGGGAGGAUGCACCGGGAUUGAUCCGACCGCCGGUGGAGGUCUUUGAGGUUGCCGCCGAUAGACCUCACAAACCAAUAAUAUCUACAUCUUCAAUAAUGAACUGGUAAAGCAUUCCUGCGGUUGGAGGAGCCGUGGUUGUCACUGCUGUUGAGUCUCGCCGUUAGGCCGCCGAAGUCAUAGUGGUGGAGGUCUCCGGGUUCAACGUCAUCGCCAUGGUUGGAGAGAAACCGGCGCAAAUUCUACUACCGGGAGACCAUCGUGACGUUGACAGGAUUGAGAGGUCUGAGAUUGAUGCUUCCGUGUUCCAGCGCAUAAGGUCAGCAAGUGGAUGCCAUUAUUUACUCUGCACUUUUUAAAAGCCAAUCCAUUACUAUCCUACACAUGCAUGCCUUAUCAAGAAUUAUUAUUACUAUGAAAUGCUCCGUACAUUAUAUUUUUUAAGAAACAGAAAGAUGGCCAUAUUCAUACUCCAACUUGGAAGAAAAAGGGGAUGGUUCACUUUAUUGUGAUAAUCCCUUAAAGAAAGGAAAACAUAUAAAGUGGGUCUACUUGAUACUCCGUAUUAUUAUGCCCUGUGCUCCAACAUCAGAGGCUUGUUGUCCAAAAGAGGGAUUUACUCGUAGAUACAGAGAGAGUUAGGAGUCGUGAUUGAGAAUUGGGACCCGUACUCAUGGUCAAUUCAUGUUCUGUACAAUUUGUUGCAUUUCUAUUGGAAGUUAUAUAGAGAUAAGUAGCCGAAAAGGGGAUCCACUAAUUGGAGUCCAUACUCAUUUUAUGUUCGGUAGAAUUUGAUGCAAAUCUGUUGAGACUUAUGCACGGACAAGUACCUAUGAGGAGAUUUAGUAAUUGUGAUCUGUUGUUUGGGGCAACCUCGGGGAGGGAUGCCCAAUGUUCACCAUCACCAAUUUGCCCGACGAUCACCAUCAUCGAUUUGGUUUCUUCACCUGGGUUCUGAGAAGACUCUAUGUUUUUCACCCUCCCUCUUAUGCAUCUGAGUCAAAAUCUCAUACGGCCGAGUGUGUGACAACUCCUAAGGCCAAGCUCAUAAUUUCUAGUGGGGCUCAGUCCGAGCAUGGGAGGGUGACCGAGUCCGAACUCAAGCUAAUGACGGAAGGCUGAGUUUGCCAAACAGUGUUAUGAAGUCUAGUUCGGCAGUGGUGAUCCUAGCUGACUGAGUCUGCUGAUGCCGAGUGUACUAUGUUCGGCUGGGUGCCUGUUCUGAUUCCAAAUAAAUUGAGGGGCCUUGUGAAGUUUAUUUUGGCUUUCUCUUCAUGCGACAGAGUACAUGCUCUGAUAUCCGAGUAUGAUGAUAUCCAUCACUUCUGAUCGACCUGCCUUCAUGGUUUAGCUGGGAUAUGCACCAACUUCUUAUACAAAUGAUUGCUACUCAGAUUUGCGCCACGUUUGCUUCUACAACUUGGAUA
Messenger RNA from Cuscuta campestris, 2899 nucleotides. NCBI's taxonomy places the organism in Eukaryota, Viridiplantae, Streptophyta, Magnoliopsida, Solanales, Convolvulaceae. The record is from the annotation of a GenBank genome assembly.